Hyla sarda is the source of this 2556-nucleotide messenger RNA. It is a transcript of the gene PDYN, whose product is annotated as prodynorphin. The transcript has 6 exons. Gene Ontology annotation, biological process: chemical synaptic transmission; neuropeptide signaling pathway; sensory perception. Gene Ontology annotation, molecular function: opioid receptor binding. The record is from RefSeq and is a predicted model, not a curated record. NCBI's taxonomy places the organism in Eukaryota, Metazoa, Chordata, Amphibia, Anura, Hylidae. Gene Ontology annotation, cellular component: dendrite; plasma membrane; axon terminus. Bases 655 to 1491 code for a protein of 278 amino acids.
AGUCACCUAUGGGGAGUCUACACCAAAAAUGAAGGAUGGAAUUGAACCCCAUCGGGUAUGUCAUUGCGUGUGGUAUCUUUGAACUGUAAAGGAUUAAAUUCCCCGAUCAAGAGAUCUAAGCCAGGCAUCCAUAAGGCAUUGGGAUCCUAGAACAUUGUUUAUGCCCGCAUUUGAAAAAGAAUUUGCGGCAGAAGUUGCCACAGCAAUCCAGAUUGACUGUCCUGAAUAGAGCACCAUCCCUUGAGGUGCACACGCUACCGCGUUUCCAUCCAGUGACUACCUUCUGACAGAGGAUGAUGACAAUAAGAAGCCGUGAAUUCUCCAGUCCAUGAAUUGCAGGUUUACAAUGAAUCCUGAUGGAAGGAGGAGUGGGGGACAUGACGGGAGCCCCUCCCUGCGCACCUCCCCUACAUAAGUAGUUGUGAGGAGUCUUGUGCACUCAUAGGAAAGGCUGGAGAACCUGGCACUGACUUGUGGAGUUACCAUCACCUUCCUGGACCCAUAGAGGAAAAGAAGAACCAUCAAUCCUGAUAGUUUGCAUCAUCAUAAAAAGAGGGCUGGACCCCCAAAAAGAGAUCCAGGACAUACAACCUACAGCAAGUCAAACAUCUUUGGGGAGCAGACAAGAUUCCUGUAUCAGAGAAGAUAUUGGCAAUGGGUUUGCUGGUUCUGAUAAUGCUGCUGAGUCUCUCCACACCGCAUGCAACCUGUGCAGACUGUGUGUCCUGGUGCUUCUCCUGUGCCCUACAGAUCCAGGCCGCCAACAUCCACUUCAACCCUCUGGUUUGUUCUUUGCAAUGUGAGGGAUCCCUGACUUCAGUGACAGAGUGGGAUCGAUGUGAGAAGAUCCUGUCUCCUCUAGGAGCUGUACUUGAAAUCUCUAAAAGGGAGCAAGAGAGAGUGCCCACUGCUUUAGACCUCCAGGAGGUGCCCGUCAAGCGUUAUGGAGGAUUUAUUAAAAAACUGGAUAAGAACAAAUUCUUUUUUAACUACCCCAAACGAGAGAGUGGCAUCUACAAUGGAGAAGCCAUAAAGCCCUAUAGUGGUGCCCUGCACAAGUUUGGAGAGAGGGACCUCCUGGAGACACCCAACUCUGAACAGGAAACAGAGGUCAAUGAUGAAUCGGAAGAACAGAACCAGGCUUGGAGCACAAAAGAUGAGAGAAAGCGCUAUGGAGGGUUUCUGCGCAAAUACCCCAAGAGGAGCCUGGAGGAUUUACAGGGCGUGGAGUUAGAUAGAAGGAUGAUCCUAGACCAGGACCUGGGCUCAGAGCAGGGGGUGGAGGAGGUAGAGACAGAGCAGGGUGUGGAGACAGAGCAGGGGGUGGCCGAUCUUCAGAAGCGCUAUGGUGGAUUCAUGCGCAGGAUCCGGCCCAAAUUAAAGUGGGACAAUCAGAAAAGAUACGGAGGAUUCCUUCGGCGCCAAUUCAAGGUCACUACAAGGUCAGAAGAAAAUCCCAACACCUUCUCCGGGGAGUUGUCCAGCCUUUAAGACGUCUUCGUGUCUGCAGUUGGUGGUGGAAAAGUAAAUGCUCAAAAAUCUGAAGGGGGAAAAAAAAUUGAAAAAUAACCCCCCUCUUCAUUCUGUUUGAUUCACCUAUCUGUCCCAUUAUACUAUCUGUCCCAUAGAUCAGUAAUCACAUUGACUGGCUCCAAUGGGGAAAUGAACACACAGAGCCAUCUGUAGGGCACCAGGAGGUACUGCACUCGCUCAUGUCCGAUUACACUGAAUGUAUAGUCUGCUCUUGUCUGUACAGUGCACAAGAUGUAAAUAGCGCAUUACAUUAAAAAUGUUUAAAAACUAAGUGUCUAUGUUGUAGUGUGCGGGAACUUCAAUAGGAAUGCCAGAAAGAGCUACCAGAGUAACAGAAGCAACUAUUUCACAAAUAACUAUAAUAAAAAACCACCAUCAAGUGCAAUGGAGUGGUUGUGUUUACUUAUGAACUAGAAGGUCCCUUUAAGGAAAAAAUGGUGCCAACAGAGGUGAAUUAGUGGGCACAGGUGCAAUGCGAUUUGGUAUGCAGAAGAGCCUGGCAUGAGGCAAGAUUUGGUAAAUCCCAAAGUGCCAGUCAGGGGCUGGAAAAUUAGAUGUUCCAUAUGUCCCUUUCCUUUUCAUCUUCCAUUUAACUGAGCCAACUGGAGUGACGUGAUACACAUCCCAGCAUCCAGCCGCUUCAGAACCUGUAUUCUUCAUAGGCAAUGAUCCCCUGACUGGCUAAUUGCAAUGUUACUGUAAGAAGACGUGGGAAAUAGUUUCCUUUAAGAGGAUGUUUAACUGUCUCUUUAUCUUCUUAUUUGCCAAAAUCAACCAAAAUCAACCAAGCCAGUCCCACACCUAUUUUGCCCCACCAUAUAUAUGGGGAACUCCGCCUUCUUCCGAUGGACAAAUUGGGCUGUAAGGACCCUGCCUUCGGUUUAACAGCUAAACUUUCCACCACCAUCUGUUCGCCUAUCCCUCUCCCACCCUUAUAUUUGACAGCUCGGUGUUAAAUAUGUGAACAGAUUAAAUUCUGCUGUUGAUAAAAUAAUUUUGCUUUUGGUGAUUCUUUUGUCAAAG